AUGUUGAAAAAUAGAUUUGAAACGAAAGAUUUAGGUGAAGUGGAAAAUAUAGUUGGUUUUGAUAAAAAAAGAGAAUCAUCAAAAGGAAACAUUGAAAUUAGUCAGAAAAACUACAUUAAUACAAUAUUGCAAAAAUUCAAUUGUUUAGAGGCAAACAGUGUGUGUACUCCUUUAGAAAAUAAUAUAAAACUAUUACAAAUUGAAGAACCUAUAACUACAGAAGAAAACAAUUAUAUGGAAAAAAGGCCUUAUCAAGAAUUAAUUGGUGCUUUAUCUUAUUUAUCCAACAGUACACGUCCAGACAUAUCUUUCAGUGUCAAUUAUCUUGCGAGAUACAACAAUAGUCCUCGAAAAGUUCAUUGGAAAGCUGCAAAAAGGAUCUUAAAAUAUUUAAUUGCAUUUAGCGACUCAGACUGGGCAAAUGAUAUUCAUACAAGAAAGUCCUGUUCUGGUUACGUGGUAACAAUGUGCGGUGGCCCAAUUUCAUGGAAAUCUCAGAAACAAAAAUCAACUGCAUUGUCAACAAUGGAG
Molecule: messenger RNA, 531 nt
Organism: Condylostylus longicornis
Lineage: Eukaryota; Metazoa; Arthropoda; Insecta; Diptera; Dolichopodidae
Exons: 2
Source: RefSeq, a predicted model, not a curated record